Messenger RNA from Neurospora tetraspora, 790 nucleotides. RefSeq lists its product as uncharacterized. The record is from RefSeq and is a predicted model, not a curated record. The coding region runs from base 248 to 736 and encodes 162 amino acids. Lineage: Eukaryota; Fungi; Ascomycota; Sordariomycetes; Sordariales; Sordariaceae. The transcript has 3 exons.
CUAGCAAAUCACAAGCAAGUCAGCGCACCUGCUUGUACUAGCGGGACAAGAGCAGUCGCCGAUUGCGAACCGGAAUUCGCGACGACGACCGAGCCGGCAGCGCAAGCCAGACAAAUCGCAAAACCCACCCUAAUCCUCCUCCGGUGACAUCAGGGUAGAUAGAAGCUCCCGGUCUCGAACUCCUACCUCACCUCUCUACCUGCACCAAUUCUCUAUCCUUCAACCAAAACCCCGCGACAAAUUCACAAUGGGUUCCAGCGCCUCGAAGCCCUCUGCUGCGCAUGUGUGGAAGGCGCCCGCCCCGGCUGGCGUGUCGCACGAUCUUGUCGAGAAGUUGGAGUCUAGCCCCGAGACCGACAUUUCCCGCCAACAGGCCAUCGAGCUCCAAGUCCAAGCCCGCGUCGCCGAAGAACUGAAGCGUCUCCGCGCCGCCGAAGCUGCCAAGCUGCAAGAAACCCUUACUGCCUCCUCCCAAUCCACCGAGCAACAGCAACAACAAGAGAACGACAUCAGCAGACAAAAGGUCCAGAAGGAAGUCGAGGCUCUGCGUGCCAAGCUGGAGGAGCGCCGCAAGGUGCGCGAGCUGCCCGAGAGCACGGAGACGGCGCGCAGCGAGGUGGUGCGGUGCCUGCGCGAGAACGACCGCCGGCCGCUGGACUGCUGGAAGGAGGUUGAGGCUUUUAAGGAGGAGGUGCGGAGGCUGGAGAGGGGGUGGGUUGAUAAGGUUGUUGCUUAAAUCUGCUUCCCCUGAUUUGGUCACACACGAAAUACCGACAUACGGUCAGACAAA